Molecule: messenger RNA, 1449 nt
Organism: Peromyscus leucopus (white-footed mouse)
Lineage: Eukaryota; Metazoa; Chordata; Mammalia; Rodentia; Cricetidae
Product: apolipoprotein L3-like
Exons: 2
Coding region: 37-975 (312 amino acids)
Biological process (GO): lipoprotein metabolic process; lipid transport
Cellular component (GO): extracellular region; membrane
Molecular function (GO): lipid binding
Source: RefSeq, a predicted model, not a curated record
UACUUCAUCACGGAAGACCCUGGGCAUCUCCAGGACAUGGCCAGCAGAGAUGACCUGCAUCGCCUGCUGACUGAAGAUGGAGCCUGGGAGGCGUUUGUAUCUAAGACCAAGUUGCCCAGGGCUAAGGCACUGGCACUGCACAGAGUGCUGAGGGACCUGACAGCGCUCUCGGCACUAGCAGACAGACACAGACUCCGGAGAGACCUGCAGGGCAGGAGGAAGUUCUUGACCGCGUUUCCUCCCUUGAGAGCAGAGGUGGGAGAGCACAUCAGGCACCUCCACGCCCUGGCUGAGCACACUGAGGGGGUGCACAGGGGCUGCACCAUCUCCAAUGUCGUGGCCGACUCCUUCAGCACUGCCUCUGACAUCCUGGGCCUCCUGGGUCUGUUUCUGGCUCCAGUGACAGCGGAGGGUAGUCUGAUGCUCUCCUCUCUUGGCCUGGGGCUGGGAGUGGCAGCUACUGUGACUAAUGCUGCCACCGCCAUCGUGGAGGGAACAGGCAGGUUUGGGGAUGAAGUUGAAGCCAGUCACCAGGCCUCACCUGGCCUGGAUGUGUUGGAGGCUGGAACAGCCGUGGGGAGGAUUGCCAGCAAGUUCCCUCAGGCUACCAGAGAUAUCACCAGAGACCUUGACGCCCUUCAGCAGCACAUGGAUGCCCUCAGGCUGGUUAGAGCCAACCCUGGCUUAGAAGAAGAUGCCAGGAUCCUUGCCACCACUGGAAGGAUCCCUGCCCAACGUGCUAGAAGGGUGCAGGCCACCUUGAAAGGAACCCCUCUGACGAUGAGCAAUGAAGCCCGGAUCAGGAGUGCCACCAAGGCAGGUGUGUCUCUCCUGAAAGAUGUUGACAGUCUUGUGAAAAAGUCAAAGCAUUUGCAGGAAGGGGCACAGUCAGAGUCGGCUGAAGCUCUCAGGAAGCUGGCUGAGGAGCUGGAGGAGGAAUUGGGGAAGCUCGACAAAUUCUACAAGACACUCUGAUCAGGCCCCGUCCCCCAAGACAAGCUGGGGUCAGCACGGAGCUGGGGACAUUCAAGACACUGUUAGAAGGGGAACAUGGGUCCAGUCAAGUCCAUGGGACAGAGAGUCAAGCCUCUGCCUGAUCAUGGCAGGUCAGUGUGCACAGCAGUGGGUCAAUGAGUCCAACUGAUGCCUGAGACCCGGACCAGAGGAUGUGCCAAAGAGGGGACUGGAGAGAGCGGUCUCUGCACUGAACAUGGAAGAAACCACUUGUCACAAAGACUGGAAAGCCCUCCCCACCUCAGCUACCGGAACAAAGCAUGGGAGAGAAGAACCCGCAAAACACAGGCCCAAGAGAAGAUGUGUGCUGUGUAAAUAAGUCCUGAGCCCCCGGCCCUGUGAUUUAGAGCAAUGCCUUCCCAUGGAUCCUCAGUCCACUCCAUCCUCAGGCAUGUCUUCAUCCCCUAAAUAAACUGUUCUGCUGUAACUACCUCA